ACCACCCCAGAAUCUGCUCCUCCUAUUGCUCUCUGCAUCCUGUCUGCCUAACCUCCUCUUUUAUUCUUCUACUUCUUCUCUCUUCCUUCCCCUCUCUCUUCUUCUUUUUUUCCCUUCCUCACCAUGUCCUCCACCAACCAAUCCUCCACCACCAGCCAAGAUGCCUCGGGACGACAGCCCUCCGCCGCCUCCUCCACCGCCGCCCAACUCGCCAGUGCACAGAUAAGCCUGCGCAAGACGCUGCGCGAGUUCCCCGACUUCCCCAUCCCGGGAAUUGACUUUGUCGAUAUCAUGCCCCUCUUCGCCAACCCCGAGGCCCAUGCCACGCUGCUGUCCGCCCUCGAGCUGCAAAUUGCCGAGUCCUUUGGCGCCAACAAGCCCGACGUCAUUGUUGGCCUUGAUGCCCGCGGCUUCCUCUUCGGCCCCGGCCUGGCUCUGCGCCUCGGCAUUCCUUUUGCCGCUGUGAGGAAGCAGGGCAAGCUGCCAGGCCCCUGCGUCACGGCCGAGUACAUCAAGGAGUACGGCAAGGAUCUGUUCCAGAUGCAGGCAGAUGCCAUCAGCGAGGGCCAGAAGGUGCUGGUUGUUGACGAUAUCAUUGCGACGGGCGGCUCGGCGGCGGCGGCGGCAGAUCUUGUUCACCAGCUCAAGGGCCAGGUUGUUGGCUACCUUUUCAUUCUGGAGAUUCCCGGCCUCAACGGUCGCGAUAAGCUCAGCGCUCCUACUACUAUUCUCCUUGAGAACCCUUAAUUUUGACGAGAAAGGGCUCCAUCUCCUCUUCUCUCGAUAAGCAGCGCCAUUCUAGCAAAAAGAUGACACGCCUGGCAUCAAUUUCUCUACACCAUCAGCCCUAGUCGACUGGGAAAUGUCACUUGGAUGUUCCAUUACCACUUCUCAGCGCCAAAAAUCGACUCGAGGCGCGAAAGACGAACGAAACUUGUUCUGCUGGGGCUGUAAGCUUGGCUAUUGUGGUCCUCCUUAUCGACACACUUUUCAUAUAUAUAUCAAAAGUUGUUUGCUUGGAUCAUUUCUUUGGACUUUGGGUAUCUUUCCUAAAAUCUUUGUUUUACAAAUCUUUUUUUUUUUCUUUCACUUUUUUUUUCACUUUUUUUUUCUUAAACGGGGAUUUUCUUUUUCGCAUAUUACAAUUCAAAUAACCAAUAGACUAUGGAAAGCGUUUUCUUCUCUGAUUCGGAAUGGGAAGUGGGUGCCGUGCUCUCUCUGUCUUGUCUGCUUCAUGACAAACUCUCAACUCUACUUUUACGUUUUACAUAAUACGAUAUAGACCACAUUACACUAUGAAGAAACUGGGAGGAGUAGAUGAGGACGAAAAAGGGGAUACGAUUUUCAACAACGAAGAGCACGCGGUGGAGGAGCAAAGACAAAAAGAACUAUUUGGAUUGGAUAUCUGUUUGGGGUCAUGAUGGGAGGUAUUGUUGAUCAUUUACGGCCUAAAAGGAAUUAUUCUAUUGCAAUGAAAAUCAUCUCUGUUUUCUUGAGAUUUCCUAAGCUCGCUUGAGCUUCU
This is a messenger RNA of Trichoderma atroviride IMI 206040, 1522 nucleotides long. RefSeq lists its product as uncharacterized. Gene Ontology annotation, molecular function: adenine binding; AMP binding; adenine phosphoribosyltransferase activity. Lineage: Eukaryota; Fungi; Ascomycota; Sordariomycetes; Hypocreales; Hypocreaceae. The record is from RefSeq and is a predicted model, not a curated record. Gene Ontology annotation, biological process: AMP salvage; adenine salvage. Gene Ontology annotation, cellular component: cytoplasm.